This is a messenger RNA of Spodoptera littoralis (African cotton leafworm), 1926 nucleotides long. NCBI's taxonomy places the organism in Eukaryota, Metazoa, Arthropoda, Insecta, Lepidoptera, Noctuidae. The record is from the annotation of a GenBank genome assembly.
AUGAUCAGUUUUCAACUAUUUCUUCUUACAACAUUGAUGGUUAAUGUAUGGAGCAAUCUCAACAGUCCUGUCAGUUUCAAAUAUUCGAAGAGCGGUUUCUUAAAAUUAAAUAUUGUGCUGAAAAAUGUACCUCCCGAUAUCUCACAGUAUCUGCUUCAUGCGAAAACAGACCGACACUCACUGAACAUAUCAAGAAUAUACCCUAAAGACGGAAUGUACACAAUACAAUGUAAACUGAAUGUCAACUAUGUAGCGGUUGAUUUGGAGAUCAAAAACAAUAAAGCGUCAUGCGCUAAACUUAAUAUCCUAAACGGCACAAGGAGUACGGGCGUGGAUGGAUUCGAGCAACAGUGUCUGAUGAAUUAUGGUGAAAAGGAUUGUUCCAUAGAAGUAGAUUUCAAGAACACAUGUACAGAUUCGCGUUUGGAAUGUAAUAUAAAAGAGAAGACAUUAAUCUGUUUCUCUGGUAACAUUGAGCGCUCCGAGGUGACAUGGUCUCAGCAUUAUAUAGAGUAUAAAGAUCGUCAUUUUGGACUUCCCACUAAAGUGAACGGGACAAGUUAUAUGAAAAUGAAAAUUUACAAAUUCGAUAACAACUCUGAAGUCUCGAUUAAAUCACCAUUUUCAAUGAAGUAUUACACCGUGUCAAUACCGGUGGAUGAAGCUGAGGAUUACGAGCUUGAGACAUUGUAUAUUGAUAAGAAAAUUAUUACCUACACAUUUACCUGUAGAGAUGAUAACAGCAAAGUCGGCGUUUUGUAUGACAACGGUUCAAAGUUGACGAUUUACGCAAAUAACAUUGUAAGUUGGAGUAGGCAGAGUGAACCACUCAACAGAUAUGCUUGUUGUGUCCAGUUAAAAAUUUAUAAUAAGGACGACGGAUUGGGCAUAGAAAGAAUAGUCAAUCAAUUUACACAUAUACGUGACAAACCCACGCAAGAAAUGAUUUCAGUAAAACCAAUGUGCACAAUGGAAGCAGGCUAUACUUUGCACUGUAAGUGCAUGGAAACUCAAAAUAUUCAUUCAUUACACAACUACAAAUGGUCACAAUUUACUGCUAAAAACGACGAAAUUGGUACAAAAUAUCAGAAAAUAUGGUCGUUUCAAACGAAAUCAUCGAUUCUGAAGAUGCUUAUUUAUAAAUUUGAUAAUAAUACAAUAAUAAUAUGCGAAGAAAAUUCACAGGAGAUCACGAAACACACUAAUAAUAAUAACAACCCAAUUCCUAAGACAUUUACGAUAAGAAUACCAGGGGGUAAAACUGAAUCAGUACAAUACAAUACGUUAAGAGCUGAGGGGAUAAGUGAAGUUAUAUCCUUCUCCAAAUCUGAAGAGAUCAAGGUCAACUGCUCAACGAACGCAUAUGUGGGUUUAAUCUACCACAAGGAAGAAAUAAUUGAGCGACAAAAUUCGACAUCUUUUUAUAUCAAGAACCAUUCUGAUAUAUCCUACAGAGCUUGCUGUAUUUACUUCGAAAGUGCCGGCGCUUAUUUGAUAAGGGAAAUCAAAAAUAUUUCGCUACUUGUAAAUAUCCAAACAAGCGAUCCAGUUACUCCGAUCACGACAACAUCGCCUGUGGAACCAGUGUCCGAUAAUCAGGACGAAGUAGAGAGUACUACAAGCAAUCUAGGACUUUAUAUAGUCCUACCGACAUUACUAAUUGUCAUCAUUCUACUUCUAAUAAUUGCUUUACGUUUCAAAAAACGACGGAAUCCUCGAGAAUCGCAGCAAAUGCUUCAAUUAGAGACUUAUGGCACCACUGAAAAGGUCCUGUAUGCAGAAUUGGCACUAAAACCAAGGAAUGAUCAUCGAGUACCAGUUCAAACCAAUGAAUCGCCAUAUGCUGAAAUAGUUGGAGUACUGAAUGAACACCGGGGUAAACCACCGCAACUAAAUAGGUCAAGAGCGGAGUCGCGGAGAACCUAA